Messenger RNA from Prorocentrum cordatum, 1362 nucleotides. The record is from the annotation of a GenBank genome assembly. Lineage: Eukaryota; Dinophyceae; Prorocentrales; Prorocentraceae.
CGCUGUGUUGGUCGACCCCCCGGUGCGCUCCCUCCUGCCGCGCCCAUCAUGCGCGCCGCGCUGCUGCUGGCCCUCUGCCCGUGCGCGGGCGCCCUGUCCGCGGACCUCCUCGGCGACGGGCACCUCGCGGCCGACGCUGGGCGUGGCGCGGGCUGGCUGGCGGCGAGGGCGGGGCCUGGGAGGCCGCGGGGCAACUUCACGAUCGCCGACGACUGGCCCUUCCAUGACACUUCCUCCAAGGUCGACGCCUGGCUCUGGAUGAUGAACGAGAGGAAACUCAGCAGCAUGUACGAUCCGGUCUUUUGGACCCUCGGCGAAUCGCUGCAUGGCGUAGGAGCAAACGUGGCUCUAGUCUGGGAAAGCAACAGUCAGGACAUGCUUCGGAACGUCACCGCCGCCCUGGAGCGGGGACGGACACCACUGAUUGUGACGAUCGCGCACUACUACGCUAAUCCAGGUCCGCGCGGCGGUCAGAAGAUAUUGCAGCAAUGUGGCGACCGUGGUGCGUUCAUCGUUUUAUACCAGACAGAGCCGGUCGAAAAGGAAGCUCACUUGGGGGACAUGGUCGACCGCUUCAAGCCGAAGGAGAUCUGGGACUACUCGCACAGGAACCUGGACUGGUACCCAGAGUCCGCGAAGAGCUUGUACCGCUACAUGCCCCCUGGGUACGCCUGGGGCCUGGACUUCGGCGUCGAGGCGGUGACUCCUGCUCGCACGGCCCGCAUGGCCAAGACGGAGAGCAAGGUCGGCUUCCUGGGGGGCUGGCACUUCCGGGAGAACGCCACGACCGACCUGUACCAUGAGGUGUUGGAGGGGAGGAUUGUUAGCAGGGAGGACGUGUGGACGAAGGACGAUACGAUCGAGUUCCUCACGAACUACCCGAUCCAGCUGAACACGCACAAGCUGGAGAAUUGCUGCCCCAGCACCAACCCCGUGGAGGCGCUCCGCAUGGCGCAGCUCCUCUCGAACCGGGCCUGCGUCGUCUCGGCCCACUCAGACCCGCGGGACGAGGCGGAGUGGGAGGGCAUCGUCCACUUCGAGAAGGGGUCGCGCAUGGACCAGCUCGUCGGCGAGGUCAGCCAGGACGUCCGGGCCUGCCAGCUCGCGAGCUUCGAGGCGUUCCGGCGCCGCUUCGAGCCGGCCGCGAUCCUGCGGCGCUCCGGCUUCCUGGGCGUCUGGCAGCCGAAGCCCCGCGAGCCGGCGGAGGCCGCGUGGGAAGAAGGCUGGGAAGACUGAGGCGCCGCGAGGCCCCGCGCGCACCCGUGGGCGCGCCCCUGGCGGCGACCUUGCGAUCAGGGCCGCGCCGGUCACCCUCCGCUGGGCAUCCGCACAGGACCGCUCCGCUUCGUGACGAAAUCUGAG